CGCCCGCCCUCCACUGCUAGUUAGGAGCUCGCCGUUCCGGCGCUCGACUCCCGCUUUCCGGGUUCUCAGCGCCCCGCGGGCCGCUGUGUGCCCCAUGGCGGCUGGGGCUGGGCCAGUGGAGCUGGGCUUCGACCGCGGCCUCUUCCUCUUCUGCUGCCGCGAGCCGCCGUGCUGCGCCGGCCUGCGAGUUUUUAGAAACCAGCUACCCAGGAAAAAUGACUUUUAUUCAUAUGAGCCACCUUCGGAGAAUCCUCCCUCAGAAACAAGAGAGUCUGUGUCUCUCCAGCUGAAGUCUGGUGCUCAUCUCUGCAGGGUGUGUGGCUGUUUAGGCCCCAAAACCUGCUCCCGAUGCCACAGGGCACAUUAUUGUGGGAAGGACCAUCAGACUCUAGACUGGAGAUUGGGACAUAAACAGACCUGUUCGCAGCAAGAUAAAUUGGACCAUACAGCUCCAGACCACAACUUCCUUUUUCCAGAGUUUGAAAUUGUAAUAGAAGAUGAGAUUGUGCCUGAAAUCAUAGGAAAGGAAGAUGACUCAGAGGUUAUAGAGAGCAUGGGUGGAGCACUAGAGAAGGAACUGGAUUCCAUGGCAAAACAAGAGUCCAGGGAAGAUAAAAUUUUCCAGAAGUUUAAAACUCGGAUAGCCCUCGAGCCAGAACAGGUUCUCAGAUAUGGCAGAGGGAUUGCCCCCAUCUGGAUUUCUGGUGAAAAUAUCCCUCAAGAAGAUAAUAUUCCAGAUUGUCCCUGCGGUGCCAAGAGAAUAUUUGAAUUCCAGGUCAUGCCUCAGCUGCUGGCUGACAGCCUGGGCAGGAGUGUUGACUGGGGCACCCUGGCGGUCUUCACAUGUGCUGACAGCUGUAGCCUGGGCACUGGCUACACGGAGGAAUUUGUGUGGAAGCAGGAUGUAACAGAUGUACCGUAAAGACAUCUUAAAGCCUCAAAAAAAGUCACUGUGUAUCUUGCAGUUCCAUUUAAGGGAAUCAUUACAACAGAUACGGGGGUAUAAAAUGCUUCUUGAGGUAUGGGUCACAAUAUCUAAUUAGUAAAACAAAAAUGCCCAGUGAUAGGGAAUUAUUAAAUUUUAUUGCACACACAGUGGAAGGCUACACAGACAUGAUUGUACACACCUAUGUGGACACUAAAUAAGAUGAAUUUGACUUGACCAGGAUACCAUUGUGGGUAGUAUUCAUGAUGUGACCAUUGCUUUGUAAAAAUAUUUAUGAAUGUUUAUGAGUAUGAAAAUAAACCUGGAAAGAUGUGUGAACUA
Tupaia belangeri chinensis (Chinese tree shrew) is the source of this 1267-nucleotide messenger RNA. RefSeq names its product programmed cell death 2 (gene PDCD2). Gene Ontology annotation, cellular component: nucleus; cytoplasm. The record is from RefSeq and is a predicted model, not a curated record. Lineage: Eukaryota; Metazoa; Chordata; Mammalia; Scandentia; Tupaiidae.